AUGGAGACAAGCUAGGACUGUCAAACAUAAAGACUACUCGUCAGGCAGGGCGGCCACGUGGAGAACAGUCAAACAGAUGGCACAACGACAGCAUGAAUCAAAGAUGAAUGGAUCAGGAAAUCUGAAAACGCGCCUCAGCAAUGCUGAGCGGUUUCCCUGCACCGCCCCAUCCAUAAAUAUGGACCAACACCGUGAAUUGAUGGACUUCUUACCGAAGGAUUAUCAGUACCAUGUAUGUAGGUACAAAGCUGUGAACCAAUCCGGCAGUGACCAUAUCAGUUUUGAGGCCACAGUACGGAUGUCCCUUCAAUCCAAAGAGGACAUCCUGGUGUGGCUGAAGUCCAUGGCAGUCACAUGGAGAGUGGCCUACACCAGGCCCACUAAAGGCCAGAAGAUCAUCUUCAAAGCAGACUACCGGUGCCAGCAUAACACCAAGCCCAGGGAAACAGUACCAAAGGCUGGCAGGGUGUCCAAAAAUACAGAUUGUCCUGCUAAACUUAAAGUCACCCUUGUGCGCACUGAGGUCUCCCAUGGGCAACGGAGCAGGAGCACUGAUCCUCACAUACCGGACUACCCGACACUUGUGGAUAUCAGUAAUAUUCACAAUCACAACAUACAUGUGGCUGAUGCUGUGCUUGAGGGUGCUGAAGCACAAGAGGCUGAUCAAUCAUGGUCCAGAUCAACUAUUGCAGCCAUUGAGGAGCUUGAUGAUACUGAAACACCUGAGGGUCAGUUUAAGUCUGUUCAAGACAGUGAGGAGUGGGACUCCAUGAUCAAGGAGUUUUCGGCCAUGGUGCAGAAUAAUGAAGGAUUUCAAGGAGCAGCAUCAGCCUUCAUGAAGGCCUUCCACAGACUGAAGGGGAACCCCUCCAUGCUGCAGUCAGCAAUGCACAUGUUUGGCCGCUAUGAUACCAACAGCCUGGCAUCACAGCGAGCACAAGCUCUCCAGCGGGCCGCUAACCGUGCUGGGCCAGGUAUCACCUCACAGCCCAACUCUGUUGCCCGCCGAAAGGUCAAGGUCGGGGGUAGACGCCGACCUGCUGCGGGGAGGCUGACGAAAAAUGUUGCAACCAUGGACCAUCGCUACAGCUAUCCAAAAGGAGUGAAGUCUGGCACUCACACCUUGUCCCAAACAGUAGAGGUGUGUCACAGCAAUCCAAAAUAAUUAAUGCUCCACCACUGCACCCCACACCGUCCCCCUUUUCCUCUCUCCAAAGAGGCUGGACACUCCACCACCGUGCCCCUCACCUUCCCCUUUUCCAUAGUUGUUGUAUAUAAUUAAUUGUAUAUAGUUCCUUUUACAAACCUAUACACAGCGGCAAUGUUGUUGCCUAUGAUUGUUUGUACAAAUCCGUCAUUAAUGUCUACAGUUCCCCUUACAAACCUACACAAAGUGAAUGCUGUUGUAGUUAACAUCUCAACUGAAGACAUGUUUUUAUAGACUUGCCUUUUCCAAUAUUUUUUAAUUUUCAAGACUACUUCUGUGUCUUAAUAUAGAAGUUUGUUUAAAUCAUUCUAUGUGAAGUGCUUGGAGGUCUCCAAAUAAACACUGAAUGAAUAAAA
Molecule: messenger RNA, 1563 nt
Organism: Thunnus maccoyii (southern bluefin tuna)
Lineage: Eukaryota; Metazoa; Chordata; Actinopteri; Scombriformes; Scombridae
Exons: 8
Coding region: 77-1165 (362 amino acids)
Source: RefSeq, a predicted model, not a curated record